Messenger RNA from Ostreobium quekettii, 195 nucleotides. NCBI's taxonomy places the organism in Eukaryota, Viridiplantae, Chlorophyta, Ulvophyceae, Bryopsidales, Ostreobiaceae. The record is from the annotation of a GenBank genome assembly.
AUGACGGGGCCGCUGCACCUCCUCAAGGGCGGCGUCCGCGUGCACCCCGUGGUGCCGCUCACCGUGUGCGACUCAUACAUACGGCGGGGGCCCAAGCAGGCGAGGGUGAUCGGCACCCUGCUUGGGACCGUCAACGACGGGGUGGUGGAGGUCACGAGCUGCUUCACAGUGACGCACUCGGAGAGCCUGGAACAG